UCUCUUCAAGCCUGUCUUUCUCCAUCUGGCCAUUUGUGGGUAAGUUUCCAAGCUACCGUAUCUCCCCCUGCUGGCUGACAGGCCUCCGUGUCCACGGCUGCCCAGAUCCCAGGACAUGAAAGGGCUCGCUGAAAAGCUCAGGCAGGGUGACUGAAGAGGCACCAGUUUUAGGGGCCACGAGGAGCUUCCACAGGUUCCCAUGGGAGAGCUGGUUCUCGCAGGUCGAUGUCCUCUUCUCAUCUCCUAACAGGAACUGUCAUCGGUGGGUUUUUGAGCGAGCACUGAGACCCUUGUGGUGGUUUGACACAAGCCCAGAUCCUCUGUUUCAAAGAGAAGGCCCACCUUCAGAUGAGACCCAAGUUUGAAAGAGGAGCUUAAUCACCACGGUAACUUGUCUGUUGGUACCCCUGACCCCACGCACACACACAUACACGGUCCUCUAGUAAGAGGCCCCUUUGGACAGUGGAGGAUAAGAGCAUAACAGCAUGGAUUGAGCGCUGCAGCACAUCUAGACCUUCGGGAUCGUCUGGUGUUUCGAUUACAGAUGUUUGUGGUCGUCUCAUUCAAAAUGUCCUACUGAUAGGAGACAAUGCGUGCUGGAGGGCUUUCCAUAAAACAGAGCUCCUGCAGGGCUCUGACCUGUGACAUAAAAGAGCUGGACCUCAUACCUGGAAUGGAUCCGGAUGUGCCGCAGGUCAAGACAUAAGAGCACAUCAGAGCGAGUGGAGGAGGAAUAUACGGAAGACAGGAUGUGAUUUAGGAAGGACAGGGGCAUACACACACUCACAAGACACACACACACGAUGGUUCUCAUGAUGUUUCAGCUCUUCACAGCCCAAAGUCUUGCAAUGUCGUCAGCCCACUCAGUCUCACUCUCUCUGUGAGCGAACAAUGUUGCAAUGCAGUGAGUUUAGAGGGGAAGAAUGCGACAACAGAAUGGAAUCACGGGAGAAAUGAUUGCAUUUGAGACCACAAGGAAUGCACCAGAGACGGGCUGAAGCGGAGCAUUUGUUCACAGUGGUUAGGGAUGUCAAACAGUGGGCAGGCGCUGCUAUAGCUGCAGGGCUCUGACACCCAGACAGCAGGCUAGAAACAUGAAAUUCAGAGUUUAUUUUAAGAAAAAGCACUUCUGAGUUGAAAUGUAAAUUAAAACUAAAUAUUACAUCUGGGAUAAGGUUGAUUCGACGUCUUUGCACCUUGUGGGCUACGAGGAUGGGUGGCAGGGAGGAAUGCGGCGCACUAAGGAGUGUCCUGCAGAGAGGCCAAUGAGAAGCAGAGCGCUGGUGGCUCCUGGCCGGCAUAAAGAAGUCAACUUGGCAGUAAGGCUGAGAGUCAUGUGCCUCCAUUUAAAUGAGAAGGCAAGAAAGGAAAGAGAGACAGAGAAGGGGAGGGAGAGAAAUACAGGCUGAGCUAAGAGGCUGGGGACUCUGCCAAGCCGAGACACUUGAGGAAUGCAUCAGCAGCAGCAGCAGCUCUCGCUUCACAGUAAUACCAUUACAGUUAGUGCUAUCUGAGUCAGGAAAACAGCUAUUCUAGUCAAGUCAGCAAGUCUCAUAGCCAGUGUAAACAGAUCAAAGAAAUAGCAAAAAUUGAAUCCUAAGAAAGAAACUUGGAUUAUCUCCUGGCUGAGAUAUUCCAAGCAUAGAAGUAUUUUUCUUUUUGUGUGUUUAUCAAAAAAAGCAUGCAUCCACGUGUCUGCAGAUUGUUGGUACUCGCACCUAGCUGCAUGUCUGUCAUCCGAGUGUUUUAGACGCAUGUGAGCGUUGUCUUGUCUUGUCAACGUUUGUGGACUUGUGUGAGAGCGUGAGGCAUGUGGUGUGACUCCUCCAGCCCUGGCAGUUAGUUAAUAAACACAGGCCUGUCAACAGCUGCUGGUGAUGUAAUGUGGAACUUCUCCUCACUCUCCUUAUCCUCCCGCCCCACCCCGCCUCCCUAACUCCCUCCACCACCACCACCACCACUACCACCUUCCUCCCUUCUAUUUACAAGUCUUACUGGGUGUUGCUGCAGACUUCCAGCACUGGCAGCACAGAUAGUGUGUUUAAAAGUGUGUGUGUUUGCAUGGCUUCCCCCAGCAACACUUCCAGGGGAAUUUACGACAGCAUGUUUUCAGCUGCCAUCAAAGGAAAUUCCACAUCAUCAGGUUGUCUUCCUAACCAAAACACCUCUAAGAGUCUGGGAACUACAGAGCUGGCUACAAACCUGUUGAGUGGAGAGAAUCCGGCCUGUGCAGAGGCUUCCCAGGUGUGUGGAUCGCUGCAGGGCAGAGGCACCAUGAACAGACACCUGGAGAGGACAGAGCAGUUAAAGAGAUUGUCUCUAGACAGCGGCCUGCCGGAAUACAUGGACGCCAACAAAUGCAUUGACGAGCUUCUCAAACAACUUGAGGAGGAGCGCCGAAAUGUCCGAAGGGAAAAGCUGGCCGUGGCUCGCCUGCAGAGGGAAGUCGCACGGAGCAAGAGCGAAGGAACAAUGCGAGAAAAGCUGAUCCACGAGCUAGAGGAAGAGCGACGUUUGCGACUGGAGAGCGAGAAGCGUCUCCGGGAAGUGACAGAGGAGUCCGAGCUGGGACGGGCGCAGAUGGUUUCACUGCAGCACCAAUUCUCCAGGAUGGAAGAGACGGUGCGGUCGCUGCUGCAGAAUCAGGGCGUCCUGGAGCAGACUGCUGUGGACACGGUGGAGAUCAUGAAGGCCUACAAGGAUAAACUCUCAGAGGAAGUGCAGAAACGGCACGAUGGUCCCGAAGACAAUGGCUCCCCGCUGGCGACUCAAACGGAACCAGACACUGGGCUACCGCCGAACGCCGAUCCUGAUGCCAGCCAAGCAGAAGAGGACAAAGAUAAAACCAAGCCCCUUCUGGAGCGCCUCAAGGCCCUGGAGGAGAAGAAUUCUGCCUUGGCCUUGGAGAAUGAGAGCCAGAGGGAACAGUAUGAACGCUGUCUAGAUGAGGUUGCCAAUCAAGUUGUGCAGGCGCUUCUCACCCAGAAGGAUCUGAGAGAGGAAUGUCUGAAGCUGCGAACUCGAGUUUUCGACCUCGAGCAGCAGAAUCGGGCACUGGGUGUUUUGUUCCAGCAGCGGAUCAAGCCCGCCUCAGACAUGCUUCUCCAGAAACUCCACUCUCGUAUCAUGGAUUUAUCUGCGGCAGAUUUGCUUCUGGAGCCAGAGAGAAGCAAGGCUUUCUUGCUUUCUAGGAAUACUGACUCUCCUUUAAAUGAGGUUCAGGUGAAUGGAAAGGUGGGUCUCCCAGUGGCCAAGUGUCUGAGCCAGCUGAGUCUGACAGUGCCAGCGCCUGUAUACCCACGCAGCAGCUGUAGCAGUAGUGAGCUGUCCCUGUCAAGUGCUUGCAGUGAAUUCUCCAGCGGUUCAUACACCUGGAAUGAUGGACGCUCCUGUGGGAAAAUGUCAUCUCUGACCUGGGAGAAGAGGCUGAGUUUGGGUUCUUCAGCCCCUAGUAAUAUCUGUGCAUCCCUGGAGGAGCAGCAGCCCACAAGGCACAAGGAGAGCCACAUACUAGAGGGACUGAGAAAGCUCCAGAGGAGGAAACACAGGAGCUCUUCUUCUUCAUCCAAGGUCUCCAAGUCAGGCUACAAAGACUGCAUGAACUCCAAUGAGGGCAUCUACUCCCUGGGUAUCAAAAGUAGCAGUAAAGGGGUGUCCAAGCCUACCCUUGUGGGUAGAACUUUAGCUGUUGGGGGCAAGAAGUUCUCUUAUGAUUCUGAUGAUGCAGAUGAUGAAUUGGCACAUUCCAGUCGUGGAGAUAACAUCCCCACAAAGGACAGCUGGUUUUACUGCAAGAGGCUCUCCCACAGCAUCUCAGACAGUUUGUGUAGCUGGGAGGGGAACCAGGACAGUGGAGGUGGAGGUGAUGGUAGCUCAGGUCCCGUGGCUAUGAAACACCCUUCUGGCUAUGACUCAAAAGAGCGUCCUGAGAAACUCAUGAGUUUCAUUAACAGUUUUCUCCCUGAGGGUGGGCAAACAUCAGCUUUUACUAAACCAUCCAUACUGCACUUCAACCCUGUUGAUCCAGAGGGUCCUAAUCAUCUCUCUGAUGUGGAUGAUCCAGAGGAACUCAACUCUGAGUCCAGUGACAUCCGAAUGUCCUUUAGCCAGCCAUCAGUGCAAGCAGAGAGGGACUCCAAGAGACUGUCAAGAGAUGCUGCCAAGCUGCUCACACAACAGUGCUUGCGAAGAGAACAGGGACGCACCCAGUCUGCUGACGGGAGGCCCAGGCCUUUCAGCCUAAUUAAGGAGCCUAAAGGGUCCAAGUGUACUCAGUCCGAGGAGAGCAUAUUGGCGAUAUUUGAUGCAGAAGGAGAGCCUAUUGAACUUUGUGCUCAGAAGCUCACAGCAGGUGCUGGGCCUCAAAAUGACAUUCACGGUAGCAAGGUAUUCGAUUACACAGAACUAGUGCCCCAAGAGAGGCCAACAAGGCAAAAAUCAGCAAAUGCAAGAAACUACACUGUUCUUGAAUCCCCAGAGAAGCCAUCUGAAUAUCAAAUUAGGACUAGCAAAACAAGCAAUAGCAGGGAGGGUAGUGCAGAGAGGCUGUCAAUGCAGUUGACUCCACAAAGGAAACUAAUCAAACCACCAAGCAACCGACCAAAUAAAGGCCAUUCCAUCCCUCCCAUGAACGAUUCUGCUGAUCCCAAGUCCAGUGGUUCAAAGAUACCGGGUCGUAACAAACCUUCAGGUUCUCCACUGAGAUUGUCUAAGGGCUCCACCACUGAACCAAGUAACAGUGGAAACUCAGGACCCUCUGGUCAGGAGAAAUCCCCCUCCUCUCCUACAGUUAAAAUUUCCAGGUUCAUCAAGACACCUGGAACCUGCUCACAGAGCCCAAAGGCUGUAAACUCCAAGCUCCCAAGCAGGGCUGAAUGGAAUAAGAGCUCCUCCUCCAGCUCCCCACACCUCUCAAGGAGGCACCUGGAGUAUGCUGACAAUGGCGAACAGCCAACCCGAGACAAACACUGUGAAACCAGCAAAAAUAAACUCAGGUCCCCUUCUCCUCCCCCUCCCCCAGGCCGCACCACCUCCUUACUGAUCAGACCAAAUUAUGAAGGGUCGCCUCAAGCACAUAAAACAUGGGUGGCUCAACCAUCUGCACCAACCACUGUGAGGGGCCCUCCCCCAAGUUACCACACCUCACUUGUACCAAAUAUGCAAACUACGCUACCCAUCAAGGAUAAAGACUGUUUAGACUUAGAUGCAGGCUAUGGGACUGCACCUCAGAAACUGGUUGACAAAUCCAGUCAGCACCUUCAAAAGUCCCCCACCAUGACUCAGACACCUACUAAAGUCACUUCCACAAGGACCACGAAAGACUACCUCCCUCCUGCAAACUCAGGGUGUGCUCCAGAAAGUGAAAAUGCACCUAAAAGCUCAAAGAAUGUCCCUCCUCCCUACAGUGCCCUCAGAGGGUCAUCACUUCAAAACUCAUUUGCAAAUAAAAGAGGAUCAACCCUUGAAAAUGUCCAUCAGACAGUGCAGAAGACCUCUGUUAGUUUACCUAUAUCGCUUCAGGACACCCCUCAAGGUAAAACAGAACCACAAAAUGGUAAAGCUGUAGUCAGCCCACCCAGCUCGGUCAUGCUUUCCCCUAACCCAGCGGAAAAAGCCUCAAAGACCCGCAUCCCAAUGGGGUUUAAAGCAUUUUUAAAAUCUCCCCCCAGCCAUAAAAAUAGUCCCUCUAUACCAGGCAAGCAAGAGAAAGAUCAUAUCAACUCAGUCUCCAAGGAGACUGUGACUUCAAAUGCUUCUACCCAGUGUGACAGCUUGCAGCCAGUGUACAGUAUUGAUUCACCACCCAAAAUGUCCAUUACAGAGGGGAAAGGUGAGGUCCAGUGUAGGUUACUGGAAGAGGAAGUACACGCUGCUAUGUUACCAGAGGAGGGGGACAUUUGUGAUACAGGGAAAAGGAGUAGUCAACAUUUCUCUAGAUCCAUAUCUGUUACUACCAAACCUCAUCUAAAGCCGGCCUUGGGGAUGACUGGGGCCAAAGCCCGUAGCCAGAGUUUCAGCACAAACUACAUUGAGAAACCCAACAUCAAUGUUCUAGAUGGACAGGGAAAAAUCCGAACUCAGAUCAUCACCAACUCAGGUGAAAGGGGGAACUCUUUAUCAAGACAGAGUUCCUUGGAGGUACCCAGUGUUGGGUUAGCUGAGAGCCCAGUCCAUUCCCCCAGGAAAAGGCUUAGCCACUAUGGAGGCAUGACAGGGUCAAAUAGUCACAACGUCAUCCCUGAGAGAACUUGUAAAUCAGGCUCCAAAGGUAAGGGGUCACAGGGCACAGUGUAUGGGGAGGCAUUCACCUCACCUUCUCAAAAAGAGGUGCGUAGCUUACCCAUCAGUGAUAGGAUUGGUUUGAAAAACAUCCGUAGGCCAGAAAAAGUUGCCUCUCAUCCACAGUUUCAGCCUCCAUCCUCUUGUGUCUAUAAUUCAGUAAACCCAGUGAGAGAGACAGGAAGCAUAGCAACCAUUCCUAAUGAGCCAGACUUCAGCAGGGAAGCCAAAACCCAGACAGACUCACCAAGCAAAGCCCCAGAUAUGGAGGAGAAAAAAAUCAGCCCAACAGUCUGCACUAUUGAAGAGAAAGUCAUGAUGGGAAUCGAAGAGAAUGUGCAGAAAUGUCAAGAACAGGAGAAGGUCACUGCCAACGAGACCAAACAGAAAACGGGCCCCUCUCUGGCAAACUGGUUCGGCCUCCGUAAGAGCAAACUUCCAGCUCUGAGUGGUAAGAAAGCAGACUCCCACAAGGGAAAAGAGGAGAAGAAAGAGUUGAAGAUCGGAUCAGUGCUUGGAGGCAAACAGAUGAAGUCUGACAAGAAGAAGGAUAAGAAGAAAAAUGAAAACCAGCAGAAAGACAGUCAGGAGGUGCAGAAUCUGUCUGAGAUUAACAACAAGCUGAGCUCCAUCAUGGACCAUUGCAACAAUCAGAUGGGUCAAAUUGCCAGUCAGAUCCAGUGUACGACAGCCUUUAUCGGCAAAGACCAGUUUGUGAAAGAGCUUCUUGGCAGGACUGCUGUGAAGGGCAACUCUGUGGCUGCAUCACCGGCUGGGAUCUCUACACCCAAGAAACAGAGCGAAAUGAAGGGAGAUGUGGAGAUCUGUCCAGAUACUGCUACUCUUAUAAUGACUCAGAAGAUCAACCUGAGGGCUGAAAAUGAGGAGGGACGCAUCUCAGACACAGCUUGUCAAGACCACAUGAUAGGCUCCGGCUGUCAGAUGAGAACCCUGGACAGCGGGAUCGGCACCUUCCCUCUCCCUGAUUCCGUCACCCGGGCCAGCGGUCGCCACAUUCCUAAAUCUGAAUCCAGCCCCAAUGGGGUGACCGCCGGCUCCUCUGAGCUCCAUCGGGAGCCUCCCUCUUCUCACCCAGACCCCUCACAACCUGAUGUGAAAGUGCCUUUCCUCCCAAAAACCUGCCUGCAUGCCCCUUCCAGCAUGGGUCACUCCCUGUCCGACCCCACUGUGACCUGCAGCAACAACGCACAAGACACCCAGAGCCGCCUGCCCAAAUUAGCAACUUCAGAUGCAAUUAGGACAAAGAGGUUGAGUCUUGGUGCCGCACGUAGCAACAUCUCCACAGAAGACAAAGAGAAAGAAACAGAGAGGAAGAUGAAAACCAAGGACCAUGAUAUGCCCGGUGAAAGAGCCCUGCAAGUGUGCACAUACUCGGGGAGCAGCAGCGACACCGAGACUGAACCCGAAGGAACCGGAAGCACUUUGGGCUCACCACAGAGGACCCUGAUCAACAGAGCUAAGCAGAGUGACUCAGCUGACCAGAAUGAGGAGACUCUGAAGAGAAGCAGUGUGGAGAAAUCCUUGUCAAUCAUGGACUACUACCAACACGAUGUAUUUUCACAUCUGGAGAAGGACAGCAGGAGGAUUUCCCAGUACAACUUGUUGCACAAAGAAUCAUCCCUUGAUGACAAAGCAGGAGACAGGCUCAGUAAGGAGAUUCCCAUGGAGAAGACGCCCUCCAGUGCAAACCAGCCGGGCACUCUCGACAUCUCUUUGGAGUCCCUGAACAAGUUGAAUCACAGCAGCUCCAGCAGCAGCAGCCUGUAUCCGGAAGCAGGCCUGGGCAGCCACAGAGGUGACUGCCACGCCGACGCGGGGAAGAGCGGGGGGGACUGCUGCAAGGUGGACGAGCCCUCCUCCUCCAGCUUCUCCAGCAAGCCUGGGGCAGAUCCUGUGGGCUCCCUCAGCGACUCGCUGUACGACAGCUUCUCCUCCUGCACCAGUCAGGGCUCCAACGACGUGUAGGGGCAACGAGUAAGAAGACAGGGCUGUUAGUGCUAGAGUCCAGUCUAUGUCUCGAGUCUCAAGUUUUCAGACCACUCCUCUGACAUCUUGGACAUGUCAAGUUUGUGGCCAUAAUCAACUUUUCAUUUCAUUUUCAAAUUCUCUUCUUCUUUUGUUUGGAUGUUGAAGGGUCCAGUAGACCCAUGGAGUGGAUUUCCAGGUAAAUUUUCAUCUCUGUUGAACCUUAAGAACCCCUCUGAGCAUUAAUUUUUUGCAUUUGCAAGUAAAAAAAUACUCAAUAGGACUUUUUGGUUUGUUCUGGAUUUGGUCUCAACCCCCUUUGGAUCUGGUCUUUUUUUCAAGCUCGACUUUCACCUAAUCUUGGAAAUGACUCAGACUGGACUAACGUGGUCCUGACUACAGCCCUGCCACAACACGUGUAGCCCUGUCCUUGCUACAUACAACACAAAGCACUUAGUGGAGCUGGAGACACGAGGACAAUACCUCAACCCAAACACCAAACCAGGACUUUGAAUAGUUUGACUCUGGGUGUGGUGGACUGGACAGCAAUACACAACGUUGUCUCAUUGCAAUUUUUAGUUAUCCUUUUCCCCAUGCUGGGGAACUUCUUAUCAUUGCACUGUAACAAUUACUGUACAAAGUUUGUAAGGAGUGUAAAGUGAAUGAUUAUUCCAGACGUUGAGCAGUAGGGCGUCUUCUGGGAGCAAUGCUGAUGGGCAACAUUGGUGUGUAGUUGCACCAAAAUUCUUGCUUUGAUUGCAAUCCUGUUUGCUAGGAAACUAAAUUUAAACCUAAGGCGUCAUUUUAUGUUUGCUGCUAAGUACGUUGCCCACUGAAGUUGCCCAAAAAUUGCCCAUAUGGAAUCACAACCCAAACCAUAAUAAUAAUACCCCUGGUUCAUGUUUGUCAUGUAAAAGUACAAUAUCACAACAGGAUUUAAAUUUUCUUUCAUUUCUGUUCAUUUUAAAUGAUUUUAAAGGUAAAACCUGUUGCAAAUAUUGUCUUUGUGUGUUAUUUUGAGCAGUUAUGCAGAUAAUAGCAAACAAAACCGAAAAUUAUGAAAAAUGAUCACCAUUCAUCUAACAAAACUCAUUUUUAGCAGCAGAUUAUCUAAUGAUGUCAACUGAAGCAAAGCAUAUUAUGUUUCCACGUGGUACAUGAACUAAUAAGAUGAUUUUUCAGUGUCUGACUGGUACACAGGUGCAGCAAACGACCAACUUGUUUAGCUUGAACGCACACAGUGUCAUUGUUGGUAGCUCAGGGAACAUACUGGACUAAUGUAGAUUGUAAGAAUUAUAAUGCAGCCAUCAGGAAAUUGUUGACAAAUACAAAUAACACUCAGUUAACCUUUUCUUUUUUUGAGUUCCUGAUGCAAAACUCCAAACAUACUCUCAUGUAGCGUGGCAUACCUGAACUUUCCAAACCUCAGUUUUCCUUUCAUAGUUGUAUAUUAUGUUGUAUAUAGAAACUGCUAUAAGUUAAUAUCAGAAUGGGCAUUGCUGAUUGAUAUAUGCAAAUGAGAAAAAAAAAGAUGUAAAUUGUUUGCCAAUCAUUCAACCAAGGUUUUAAGUCUGCUGUUUGAAAAUGGCAUGUAUCUUUGCUUAAGGAAUUCUUUAGGGGUUCUUGUUUUUAAAAAAACAACAACUUUAUUUUGAUCAAUAAGAGCUAAUACUAAAAUAUUUUAUCACUUUAUUUUAAAGACGUAUUUGAACUUUAGGUGAAGUUAUGCCAAAUCUAUCUGGAAUUUGACCAGCUGGUGCUAAUCAACAGAGCCGACUGUGUGUUUCAAUUUUUCUAUGAAACUGUUAAUAUUGUAUGAAGAGAGUCUGAAGAGGACUUGUGUAUUUUUCUAGAUGUCCAGUAUUUAUACCCACAUUUUGUACUGUCAGACUGUAGUGUGAUUGUCAUGCUUCACCUCUCUCCUUAAAUGUUCCUGGUUCCUUUGUAAAGAGAAAUGGUUACCAGCAGUGUUACUUUGGUAAUUAUUAAUGUUAUUGUUAUUAUUAUUAUUAUUGUUAUUACUGUGUGCAAUUUUGUCUGUUACACCAGACUUUAAUGCUAUAUUUUAUGUUACUAUUUCCUAAAUAAAUACGAAAAACUAUUUCCUAUUUCAAACUGA
Molecule: messenger RNA, 10384 nt
Organism: Siniperca chuatsi (mandarin fish)
Lineage: Eukaryota; Metazoa; Chordata; Actinopteri; Centrarchiformes; Sinipercidae
Product: nck-associated protein 5-like
Exons: 24
Coding region: 2062-8265 (2067 amino acids)
Biological process (GO): microtubule depolymerization; microtubule bundle formation
Cellular component (GO): microtubule plus-end
Source: RefSeq, a predicted model, not a curated record